CAGAGAGCAAAGAGAACGCGAGAGCUGUCAAACAUCUUUCACGUGUAUUUUAAACAAGGAAAACAGAAAAUAUAAAACUAUUUCUUCCAAAGACAAAUUAUUAAAUAAAAACGAAUUUAAAUCACAAAUUCUAGCCCCAAAAAGAUUGGACGAUACGAGAGUAAUAUGUCUUCGUCGUUUUUCCUGAAGAAAGAACCCAAAAACAAUAAAAAACGAAAGUUCCAAGGUGGUGGUGGUGCUGGCGCCAAGGGUAAAGGCAAAGAUAAAACAAAUGAAACACCUGCCAAGAAGAGGCCACAAAAAGAUGAUGAAGAAAUUGCCAGUGAUAGUGAAUAUGAAAGCGGUCUGGAGGGUGAUGGUGCCCCAAAUUUGGCUUUCUCCUCAGAUGAGGCUGAGGAAGAGACACCACAAGACAAACGUUUACGUUUGGCCAAGCAAUAUUUGGAAGAAAUUGAAAAACAAGAGGCAGAUAAGGCUGAAGAUCGUGAAUUACAUGACCAUGUUGCACAUCGCCUGCAAACAGAGUACCUGGACAGUGUGGGCAAAUUGAGGAAAAAGAUAGCAGGCUCCAUCGAAGGUUACGAUGCAGAGAACAUCAUCAAACUGAAACAUAAAAAACAACAUCUUCCCUUGUGUUCAUUGGCCCUCUCGCCCGAUGGUCAAUAUCUGUUGUCUGGUGCAAAAACACAAUACGUCUUGAAAUGGAAUUUAAAAACAUUACGUGUUGAAGGUUCCUUCAAUGUCCAGCCAUAUAAUGAAGAUAAAAAUACAGAUAUUAAACGUAGAUCACAUGUUAUAGCUUUAUGUAUUUCAUCGGAUUUCCGUUACCUAGCAUUGGCUGAUGGUGGCCACACCAUACAGAUAUGGUGCCCGAAAGAAUUGAAACAUUUGAAAACGUUCCAUGGCCAUCGAGAUGUUGUAACUUCGUUGGUCUUUCGCCGCGAUACACAUGAAUUGUAUUCAGCUUCGCGUGAUCGAUCCGUGAAGAUUUGGUCUCUGGAUGAGAUGGCCUAUGUGGAGAGUUUAUUUGGUCACCAGGCUCCAGUAACUGGCAUUGAUGCAUUAUCCCGCGAACGUGCUGUUACCUCAGGUUCUGAUUGUACUUUGAGAAUUUGGAAAAUUACCGAAGAGUCUCAAUUAAUAUACAAUGGUCACAGAGACAGCAUUGAAGCCGUAAAAUUCCUAAAUGAUGAAAAUUUCAUAUCGUGUGGAACAGAUGGAUCCCUUGGUCUAUGGAAUGCACUGAAAAAGAAACCUUUACACACCUCAACUCUUGUGCAUGGCACACAGGCAAAUGGAGAAGCCAAUUGGAUUACUGCAAUAAGUUGUGUAGUUAAUACUGAUCUUGUGGCCUCUGGUUCCUGCGACGGUUACAUACGCCUAUGGCAAUGUGUCGAGAACUAUCGUAAACUCAAACCUCUGUUGGAAAUUCCCGUCAAUGGAUUUGUAAAUAGUUUAGUGUUUAAUGCGGAUGGUACAAAACUCUAUGCCGCUGUGGGUCAAGAACAUCGUUGGGGUCGCUGGUGGCGUUUAACAGAUGCCAAAAAUCACAUUGUAGUCAUUGAUUUGUUAAAAGCUUCGGAGGCGGCAGAGGAUGCUGCGGCGGCUAGUAAAAAAACUAAAUGAUAAUAGUUAUUUAUUUAGGAUUUUUUUUUCUUUUUUUUCUAGAAAUUAUAAGCUGUUUUUAUGCAAAAAACGAUAUUUGGAAAUUAAAAAGAAAAUGCUUGUAGCAUUGAUGUUAUAAAAAAUAAAACGUGUUUUUAAAUAAA
Messenger RNA from Musca domestica (house fly), 1769 nucleotides. RefSeq names its product U3 small nucleolar RNA-interacting protein 2 (gene U3-55K). Gene Ontology annotation, cellular component: small-subunit processome. The transcript has 5 exons. The coding region runs from base 166 to 1626 and encodes 486 amino acids. The record is from RefSeq and is a predicted model, not a curated record. Gene Ontology annotation, molecular function: protein binding; snoRNA binding. NCBI's taxonomy places the organism in Eukaryota, Metazoa, Arthropoda, Insecta, Diptera, Muscidae.